Molecule: messenger RNA, 2193 nt
Organism: Tachyglossus aculeatus (Australian echidna)
Lineage: Eukaryota; Metazoa; Chordata; Mammalia; Monotremata; Tachyglossidae
Gene: MEDAG
Product: mesenteric estrogen dependent adipogenesis
Exons: 6
Coding region: 381-1265 (294 amino acids)
Cellular component (GO): cytoplasm
Source: RefSeq, a predicted model, not a curated record
UCCGGUCCCGCCCUGUCCUGACUCACCCUGUCUGGUCUGGUCCGGUCCUGCCUUGUCCUCACCUGCCUAGUCCGGCCUGGUCCGGUCCUGCCCUGUCCUGUCCGGUCUGGUACAGUUCUGCUCUGCCCUGCCCAGUCCUGUCCUGCUCUUCCCUGUCCUGUCCUGCCCUGUCCAGUCUGGUCCUGCCCUGCCCCGUCCAGUCUGGUCUGGUCUGGUCCUGCCCUGUCCAGUCUGGUCCGGUCCUGCCCUGCUGUGCCCGGCCCAGUCCGGCCCUGUCCUGUCUCGUCCUGCCCUGCCCUGCCCUGCCGGGCCCGGUCCGGCCCGCCUCUCCCUACGGUGCCCAACCUGGCGGUGCCCUUCCCGGUCGGGCAGCGGGCAGCAUGGCCUGGGAGGGGUCCCGGCCCAGCCUGCCGUCCAUCUCUUCGGGGGAGCUGCGCCGCGGCCUGUGGACGUGCGACUGCGAGCUGGCCCUGCUGCCCCUGAGCCAGCUGCUGCUCCUGCAGGCCCAGGCCUUCCAGCUGAGGGGUGACCUCCUCCUCCUCCUCCCCGCCCCCCACCGCCCCUCGGGGGGCUUCAACGUCUUCGGCCACGGCUUCGUGCGCCUCGAUGGCCGGCUCUACCGCCUCAGCAACUACAUCAAGAGGUUCAUGGAACUCAGCAGCCACCGCGACUAUAAAGACUACCGGGAAACCCUCCUGAGCCGUCCGAUGCUGUUCUUCACCGAUGUGAGGACUGGGACAGGGCCCUCCUGUCAAGAAAAAACCUAUGCACUUCUUGUGAAUACACGACACCCUAAGAUAAGAAGACAGAUAGAACACGGGAUGGAUCAAGUCAUUUCCUCAGUGUUUGGAGAAAGCUACAGCCUUCGGUUUGACUUUCAGAAAGUGGUGAAGAGUUUUUUUCCUCCGGGAAGUGAAGUGGUUAAUGGAGAAGAUCUAAGCUUUGCGUAUGAAUUCAAAUCCGAUGCCCUGUUUGAUUUCUUCUACUGGUUUGGGCUCAGCAAAAGCACAGUCGAAGUGACUGGAAAAGUUCUGAAUUUGUCUAGUACCAGUCCAGCGAAGAAGGAGACAAUCAAGUUAUUUCUGGAAAAGAUGAGCGAGCCCCUCGUCAGGAGGGCCAGUUUCUCCGACCGGAAGUUCAGCGUUACCUCUAGAGGUUCAAUAGAUGACGUUUUUAACUGCAGUCUAUCUCCCAGAUCAUCACUGACAGAGCCUCUUCUAACGGGAUUACCAGUCCCGGGAGUUCUGGAAUCUGAAGAGAGUUAAAGAAAUAACCAGAUGAUCGGUGUACCGUACUCAGCUUUUAUGAUCAACUGAAAGCUAGGCACCAGAACCGUCAGGAUAGAAGGUGAAAGGGGGGGACUGGUCCCCUGCUUUUUAAUCUCCUGCCACCCCCUUUCAUUUCUGCUUUAGGGGACAGGACUUUUUGCCUCUCUGGGGCCCCUAGAAUCUCCCGUAGAACAAGUAUCGCUCUCUUUCCCUUUGCCAUGGGCUGUUAUAACCCAACAAGCCCCUGCUCCUGCAGGAUUUUGGGGGAGCCUAAAUUCGCCUCUGAGGCCAAUAAAGCAAGGAAAUUCCCCCGCUGAUGACGAUACUCUUGCCUGAACCCCAACAAGCCCAAUUUAGUAGGGGGUCAGACCACUGCUUCUGGCCCGAUGUAGAUGUAAAAAGAGAUCUCUGAUGCCCCUAAGAUGAGUAACCCUCUUGGACACGACAGACUGAGGAGUAUCUGAUAUUUGAUCUUCUGAGUAUAAAAUGAUCAGUGAAGUAGACGGUAGGAUCGCAUUCAGCACUGACAGAUGCGAGAUAAUGAACAAAGGACGGCCUUCUUUAAAGAAAAUAUAUUAUGUUCCUCUUACUUUAAUUCACCCACUGCGUUGCUAACCUUUUACAACUGAGAGAAGAGAGGAAAAGAAUGUUCCCAGCAACUAAUUCUCCUCUUGUUCAUUCUCUUGGGCUUAGAGAGAUGAAGCGAAACUUCAUUAUUAUUGGUAUUUACUGGGUGCAGUGCACUGUAUUAAACACUUGCGAAAAUACAAGAAGCACAAAAGCCAUUUCUUUCCCACUGGAUUCAAUCAAUCAUAUUUAGUAUUUACUGUGUGCAGAACACUGUACUAAGCGCUUGGGAGAGUACUUAUGCGUAUAACUUCAGGACUCUGGAAAACGUUUUCAAAUACAUGUAAAGGUAAAACGA